Messenger RNA from Nothobranchius furzeri (turquoise killifish), 715 nucleotides. RefSeq names its product plac8 onzin related protein 2 (gene ponzr2). Lineage: Eukaryota; Metazoa; Chordata; Actinopteri; Cyprinodontiformes; Nothobranchiidae. The record is from RefSeq and is a predicted model, not a curated record.
CUCCAGUUCUGUGUCUCAGGUUGCCUCAUUCUGUCAGGAUGCGCUGGUGAGUGGAGUGGAGACGCCAUCAUGACAAACCGAAUGGUGGUAGCUCAGCCGCAGCCUGUCAUGGACUACCAGAAUUCCCAGGAAUGGGGAACGGGAAUCUGCGACUGCUGUCAGGAUGUGAAAUCCUGCUGCUUCGCGUUCUGGUGCUGCCCUUGCUUCGCCUGCAUCACCUCCAGAGACUAUGGGGAACAUCUCUGCACCCCUUUGUUGGAGAUCUUUGGUUUUGGUUGUAUCGCACCGAUCACCAUGUCCAUGAGGGUGGCCAUGCGCCACCGCUAUGGCAUCAAGGGAACAAUUCCUAAGGACUGCGUCUACUCCACCUUCUGCGUGCCCUGUUCCUGGUGCCAGAUGUCCAGAGAGAUGAAGAGGAGGAAGAUCCAGAUCGUCCUGGUCAACGCGAAAACCUCAUGACCUCACCGAGACCCGGAGGCGGGGCUAAGACUUUAGACAAAUCCUGCAGUUAAUAAAUGUGGAUUUACCUUUAAACUCUAAACUUUACUCUGAAAAUGAAAACUAUUAAUCAGUUUCUUUCCUGUUUGAAACAAGAACGAAGGAGUUAAAGCAAAUAUAAAUGAGCACUGUAAAUACAAGCUUUCAGAUCGUCACUGCAAUGUUUUUAAUUUCCCCAUUUUGUUGAUUAUUAAUAAAUAUUUGCUAUGCACUAUGA